AGCAGUCGUCCUAGGAGGCCACUCCACUAGCCCAACUUUUUCAUUCAAACUUGACCAAAAGGGCAGAAUGAGUUUGAAACAACAAAUCGCAGUUGAACCGCUGCGUCCUGGUCAUUUCUGCUCGGUGGAGAACCCGACACGAUUGGGGUCUCUCUCGGAAUAUGCUUUUGGAGGAAAUACCAUUGCGGUUGCAGUGAAUGCAGCCUAUCAAACUGUUAACCAUACGUAUCACUUAUACUCACUCUGUGGCCAUUUUAUCCGCCCUGCCACAACUGACCGAAAGCUCUUCUGCCACGUCGAGAGUAUAAGGGAUUCCAAGAGUUUUCAAACUCGUCAGAUUCGGGUAUCCCAAGCAGCAGAUGGUGGCUCUAAUAGGCUAUGUUUGGUAGCUUUGGCAGAUUUUCAUAUCGAAGAACCCUACUCGGUCGUAACCUAUUCUAUCCCUCCUGAGACCGACUCCCCGUCCAGCACAUUAAGAGAAAAGUACUCUACUCCUCCACCCGACGCCUCAAACAAUUGCGAUCUUUAUAGAGAUAUCGAGCAAUUUAUCGACAUGCGGCCCAUUCUUGACGACGGUCCGAGUGCGGAAAGCCAAAAGCAAAAUACUAGAAUCAACAGCCCUCCACCUGCUCCGUCAGCAAUCACCAAGGAAAUGUUCCGGGUACCAGAGCUGCUCGACAACGAGGCGGAACAGAUAUCGGCUCUGGCAUUCUAUGCAGACAAGGGUUUAGCAUAUAUUCCGGCAAUCCACUACGGAUAUGGUUUACGGCAAGCGAGCGCCUGCGCGACCUUGGAGUUUUCGCUUCGUGUAUUUGUUCAUGGCCUGAAUCUUGAGAAUUGGCAUUUGGCAGAACAGAAAUCCCUUGCUGCAGGAAAUGCUAGAGCCUUUAGUGAGGGGAGGAUUUGGAAUGAGGACGGUCAUUUGGUUGCAAGCAUGACUCAACAGACUAUUUUGCGCCCAAGUACCGGGCCAGGAGCUCGUUUGUGACUUGGUACCUAUGAAGGAAGAGAGAGAAUUGGCUCUAUAAUGGAAGGGGUUUAUGACUGAGGGAUGGGUAGGUGCAGGUGUGGUGCUGCUGUUUCGUCCAUUAGCUCUGUACUAUGAACAGAGCUUCGUUUACUGUUGCAAUAAGCAUUCUCCAGCUUUGAGCCGGGCAAUAGGAUAGUAAUAUUUAAACGCCACGGGUGCUUGGCUAGGAUCUAUUUAGACUAGUAUGAACGCAGUCGUCACUGUAACUAUCUG
Molecule: messenger RNA, 1243 nt
Organism: Aspergillus caelatus
Lineage: Eukaryota; Fungi; Ascomycota; Eurotiomycetes; Eurotiales; Aspergillaceae
Product: thioesterase family protein
Exons: 1
Coding region: 68-988 (306 amino acids)
Biological process (GO): acyl-CoA metabolic process; fatty acid catabolic process
Cellular component (GO): peroxisomal matrix
Molecular function (GO): fatty acyl-CoA hydrolase activity
Source: RefSeq, a predicted model, not a curated record